Messenger RNA from Beta vulgaris subsp. vulgaris (sugar beet), 894 nucleotides. RefSeq names its product early nodulin-like protein 7. The record is from RefSeq and is a predicted model, not a curated record. The transcript has 2 exons. The coding region runs from base 283 to 831 and encodes 182 amino acids. Gene Ontology annotation, cellular component: plasma membrane. Gene Ontology annotation, molecular function: electron transfer activity. NCBI's taxonomy places the organism in Eukaryota, Viridiplantae, Streptophyta, Magnoliopsida, Caryophyllales, Amaranthaceae.
UAGAUUCAAAGCACCCACGUUUUUUUCCCAAACAGUCAACAAAAAAAUCACCACUAAAAUAAUAACUUCUAUAAAAUAAAAAAAAAAUAACAAUAACUUCUCCCACGUCCCAUAAAAAAAUCCUAAUUUUUCGAGAUUAUUUCAAACCGUUUUUAACCCGUUAAUAUUCUUCUUUUUCUUGUUAUAAAUACAAGCUAGUUUCUUCUAUUUUAUACACAUACAUAUAUUUGUUGUACUUAAUAAAUUACUCAAGUGAAAGAGAGAUUAAGAUACUUAAUUAAGAUGAAGAUUAAUAUGAAAUUUGCUUUAUUAAGUAUUUUGAUGAUUAGUGUGAUGCAAUUAGGAGGAGUGAAAGGUUUUAAGAAUGUGAAAGUUGGUGGUGCUAUAACUUGGAGAGUUCCUGAUGGUAAUGACACUUCUUUCUAUGAUCAAUGGGCUUCUUCUAAGAGAUUUCAUGUUGGAGAUUCUCUAUAUUUCCAAUACAAGAAUGACUCAGUUUUAGUAGUGGACAAGUAUGGGUACUACCAUUGUGACCCAAGCAAAGCCACUGGUUACUUCACUGACGGCAACACAACUAUUAAGCUGGAACAUUCAGGCCUAACCUACUUCAUAAGUGGUAAUGCUGAGCAUUGCAAGAGUGGUCAGCGGUUGAUGGUGGAUGUUAUGUCUCAACACUCGCCGUCGGUGGCGGCUCCACCAGCGUCUCAUGAUCACCACGCUCAGUCGCCGACACCGGCUCAGGCACAUAACUCAGGCUCACAGAUUGGUCCUAUGGCUCAAGUAUCAGCAACACUAGUAGGGCUAGUUGCUACUUCUUUGGUCUUGGUUUGAUUAUGUUCUUUUAUUAGUUUUGGCUAUUUGAACUAUGCUAGUUUGCUAUUGUUUAGCUAAUUU